Desarmillaria tabescens is the source of this 1161-nucleotide messenger RNA. Its product is annotated as beta-glucan synthesis-associated. Bases 1 to 987 code for a protein of 328 amino acids. Gene Ontology annotation, cellular component: endoplasmic reticulum membrane; plasma membrane. The transcript has 9 exons. The record is from RefSeq and is a predicted model, not a curated record. Gene Ontology annotation, molecular function: glucosidase activity. NCBI's taxonomy places the organism in Eukaryota, Fungi, Basidiomycota, Agaricomycetes, Agaricales, Physalacriaceae. Gene Ontology annotation, biological process: (1->6)-beta-D-glucan biosynthetic process; fungal-type cell wall organization.
AUGGUAAAUUGGCCCGUCCUUUCUCAAUGGUUUCUCAUAGCAAUUAAACAUAGGAACAAGUUCUGUUUUACUGGCGGAUACCUCGUUUCUUCCGUCCAACUUCCGGGAAUCAACAACAUUGUUGGACUAUGGCCUGCCGUAUGGGCUAUGGGAAAUCUAGGACGUGCAGGAUAUGGUUCAUCACUUGACGGCAUGUGGCCUUACACGUACGACAGCUGCGACGUUGGCACAGCGCCUAACCAGACAAUCAACGGACUACCGGCAAUAGCUCAAACAAGUGGUGCUGAAGACGCCAACUACGUGCUAUCAUACUUGCCUGGGCAGAGACUGUCGCGGUGCACCUGUGAUGGACAAAGUCAUCCAGGUCCGAAGCACAGUGACGGUACCUACGUUGGACGGGCCGCCCCUGAAAUCGAUGUAUUCGAGGCACAAGUCAGCGACGGGACAGGGUCAAGUCCAUUUGACGCCGGAUACGUUUGGGACAAUAAUACUACUAUAUCCAAGCUCAAUACCUACAUUGGUGGGAAGACCCAGCAGGCAACCUCGUUGUAUCGCGAAACGAACCAAGAAUGCUAUCAAUUAGCAUCUGGAUGCUUGCCAUCUACGGAUUUGGAGACCGUACCGCUCAUUUGUUUCGAAGGCUACGCUUCAGAUAACGCUUACAUUUCUUGGAUCAACGAUGGCAAACUCGCCUGGACAAUAAACGCUGCUGGGGUCGGGGCAAAUACCGCCACGGAACAUUUCUGCUCUACAUCAUGGCUUAAUUUGGGCAUGUCCACCAACUUCGGAGAAGUCGAUCUAGAUCACAUCACGUUCCCUGCGGGUUAUGACCCGGAUAACAUCAACAUCGGAUGUGACCCGGAAGAUUACCCGACAGCCGAGUAUAUUGCGACUUACAAUGAGGCGUACCACAACCCCAAUUUAACAACAUGGGUCGAUGACUACGGUCAGACCAUGCCUAAAAAUUCACUUGUCGACGGAUGCUAGAUCUCAUUUAUUUUUGUAUACAUCACGGACAACGUUAACGACAGUAAUGCAUUGCAAUCGCUGGAGCGAUGAUAUCCUUCGUUACCCUCACUACCUUAGCAUUUGUCGGUUACACGCACACCGCAUUCUGUAUCGAUAUAUAUAUAGGACUAUUACAGUACAUUUACAUAGAGG